AUGAGAUGCGAAAGAAGUGGCACGUAUCGACCACGGAUUAGGAAGUCGAAACGAGAUGACACUGGAUUGAGAAAAUGUGAGUGUCUGUUUAAAUUGUGUGGAUAUCGUAUAGAGAAUGACACAUGGAAAUUUAAUUUGAUUUCUGAUAUACAUAAUCAUGCCUUGACUGACAAGUUAUACGGUCAUCCUAUUGUAUGUCACCUUGUUCUAGAGGACAUGAAACUUGUUUCGGACACGACAUUAAACUUGGUGGUGCCAGAAAACAUACUUGCAUCUUUGAAACAGAAAAUACCUCUAAAUGUUUCAAAUAUCAAGCAAAUAUACAAUGUGAAUGCUCUAAACAAAAAGGUGGUAGGAGGACCAAGAUCUGAGAUGGAACAAUUGUUGAAGCCUUUGGAAUAUGACCAUUAUGUUUCUAGGCAUAUAGUUUGUGAGGAUAAAGUCAUCGUUCGAGAUGUUUUUUAG
Molecule: messenger RNA, 465 nt
Organism: Lathyrus oleraceus (garden pea)
Lineage: Eukaryota; Viridiplantae; Streptophyta; Magnoliopsida; Fabales; Fabaceae
Exons: 1
Coding region: 1-465 (154 amino acids)
Source: RefSeq, a predicted model, not a curated record